Amyelois transitella is the source of this 2632-nucleotide messenger RNA. Its product is annotated as mitochondrial S-adenosylmethionine carrier protein-like. Gene Ontology annotation, cellular component: mitochondrial inner membrane. The record is from RefSeq and is a predicted model, not a curated record. NCBI's taxonomy places the organism in Eukaryota, Metazoa, Arthropoda, Insecta, Lepidoptera, Pyralidae. Bases 209 to 1063 code for a protein of 284 amino acids. Gene Ontology annotation, molecular function: S-adenosyl-L-methionine transmembrane transporter activity. The transcript has 6 exons.
AAAAAAAUUACGAGAAUUUGAAAGUUUAGAAAUAAUCCGAAUAUUUGAAAAAUAGUUAUAAACUAGUCAUCUUAUGUGAUAAAAUAUUAAUUUUCUAUGUUUUGCUAUUUAUAGAAUGUAUCAAAUGUUUUGCACGUUUAGUUAAUUAUAUAUUUUUUAUGUUGAAAUUUUUAUCAACUUUGCGUAAUAUUUUUAUAUAAUACUGGCCAUGGAGCCUGGUGAGAAACCUAAAUCUAAGAAAUCUGAAUAUAUUGCGCCCUUGUUGGCGGGAGCCCUAGCCGGUGUCUCUGUAGAUGUAGCCCUGUACCCGCUGGACACACUCAAGACACGGCUGCAAAGCGAGAAGGGGUUCCAGAAGUCCGGUGGCUUCAAAGGUGUCUAUAGAGGACUCUUGACAGUGGCAGCGAGUUCGAUGCCCACCACAGCGUUAUUCUUUGUAUCGUACGAGAGCACCAAGAAGGUUGUGUCACCACUGUUACCCGUACAGUACGCCCCCAUAGUUCAUAUGACAGCCGCCGGUAUCGGAGAAGUUCUAGCGUGCGUUAUCAGAGUGCCGACAGAAAUAGCGAAGCAAAGGAAACAGACGCAUGCGGGCAUCGCUAAGAGGAGCAGCGUUUCUAUAUUACUAGAGGCGUACAAAACGGAAGGCUUUCGCAAGGGCCUUUACAGAGGCUAUUUGUCAACUGUCGCCAGGGACCUGCCUUUCAGCUUCAUCGAACUGCCCGUGUGGGAGCUGAUGAAGAACAUGGUGAAGAGUCACAAUGACGGGAAGAUCACCAGUUUUCAGAGCGCCCUCUGCGGCUCAGUAGCCGGCGGAUUUGCAGCCGCCGUCACAACUCCGCUGGAUCUCGCCAAAACGCGUAUAAUGUUAGCGGAGCACUACACUGUGGCGCGUAAGCUGCGCAUAGUGCCCGUUCUCUCCGACAUCUACUUGGAGUCCGGCCUUAGAGGGCUCUUUGCGGGCGCAGCGCCCCGGGGCACCGCUUUCAUGCUGGGCGGGUUCUUCUUUUUCGGCGCUUACGAUUAUUGUAAAGCGUUCGUUGAGGAAGCUUUGGAUAGAUAAUGUUGUGUGUGGUUGCUAAAAUGAUGUAAUGUAGUGUUUUUCGUCGUGAAACUAUCAGGAAGUGCAUAUAAUUAAAUAUGGUGUUUAGUUCUGAAAGUUACCACUAGGUAUGGCGCCACUAGUGUUUUAACAACUAGCGCAGGCGCCGUUGUGUUUUUAAUUCCUAAAAUGACCACUAGAUGUCGCUUUUGAAUACAAAGGUUCAUUUUAAAUUCUAGCAAGACUCUUUUAUUAAGGAAAUUGUAAUUUGGCAUUAAUAUAAGUAAAUAUUAGACUUUGCGGGCGUAGCGCCCCGGGGCACCGCUUUCAUGCUGGGCGGGUUCUUCUUUUUCGGCGCUUACGAUUAUUGUAAGGCGUUCGUUGAGGACGCUUUGGACAGUUGAAGGUUGCUAAAAUGAUGUAAUGUAGUGUUUUUCGUCGUGAAACUAUCAGAAAGUACAUAUAGUUAAAUGUGGUGUUUUAGUUCUGAAAGUUUUGAAUGUAACAAGAUGCGCAGGCGUCAUUGUGUUUUUAAUUCCUAAAAUGACCACUAGGUAGGGCGCCACUGUGUUUUUAGUUCUUCUUAAGCGCUUACGACCAUUGCAAGGCGUUCGUAUAUUAGAUUGACAAGUAUUUUAGUAGCUAAAAUGACUUAUUAGUGAGGUGUUUUAGUUCCACAAAUGAACACUAGGUAUGGCGCCACUGUUGUGUUUAGUUCCUAAAAUGACCACUAGGUGGGGCGCCGCUGUGUUUUUUUUAUUUUCAAAAAUGAUCACUUCUCAUGGUGAUUUGGUGAAUUUAGGUGAGAUCUUUAAAUAAACGCUAAGUAAUGGUGCAACUAGUGUUUUUUUUUGUUCUUUAAAUGACCACUUGAUGUGGUUGUUAUGUCUUGUUAGUGGACAUUUUAAGAAUUUUGUUAUUAGUUUAAUUUUUAAUAUGAAGGUUGUGAAGACAGUAUAGGAGGGUAGAUAACGUGUAAUAUAUUUUAUUUGUAGAAACGAACAAUAUGUACCUACAAUCAUUUUAAAAUAACUAUUAAAUAACGUUGUAGCCGUACGUUUUUUUUAUUGUUAUAUGUGAUUAAGAUUUGACAAACUUAACGGUGCCUGUGUGAAAAAUGGUACGUACAUGAGUACUACAUAAUCAUAGGAUUUUUUAUUUGUGUAAUAAAGUGUAUUUUAUUCUUGUUGCCAUUAUCAAAGAUAAGUUUCCCUUUAUUUUGGUUCAUGCAUUUAUCUACAAUUUCUUUUAAAGUAAAUUUCUAAAUAGUUGUAAAAUAAUAUUAAUAAAUUAAGAAUUAUUAAUAUUAUUGUACAACUAUUUAUGAUGUCGGUUAAAAAAUAUGUUAUAUAUUUUUUUUUACAAAUAUGGAAAUUUACUGUUUUUGUUAUUAAGAUUUUAAAGUUUAAAUAUGUAUACCACUAUGAUUUGGUUAUAAUUUAUGUUUUGUUGCUCUGAGAAAAUUCUGAUCAAAACAGUUGAUAUGUUAUUCUUUUGAAAUACAUAUUAUGAGGAAUUGUUUAAAUUAACCUAUGCCAAAAAAGAAAACCAAUUGUAAAUAAUAAUUUUACAUAAACACCGAGUGUGCCU